Messenger RNA from Dreissena polymorpha, 5429 nucleotides. RefSeq lists its product as uncharacterized. The transcript has 3 exons. The coding region runs from base 167 to 1585 and encodes 472 amino acids. The record is from RefSeq and is a predicted model, not a curated record. NCBI's taxonomy places the organism in Eukaryota, Metazoa, Mollusca, Bivalvia, Myida, Dreissenidae.
UUGACUAGGAAGUCUUAAACAUUCCACCAAUCACAACCGUCAAAGUGGUGUACGUGCGAACGUUCGACAAGUUUAGCCAUCUUGCAGUAGGUUAAGUGCAGAGGAGUUAAAUUGGUUGGCGAACGGUGACAAGCUUCUAUCAUCGACGAGAACAAACCGACUGAAAAUGGCAGAAGGAGGCAUGGGUCGAGCCACAUCACAGACUGAAAGCGUUCCAGGACACAGCAGCCUGUACAGUCGUCACUCUCAGAAUCAUGUCGAAAAUAUGUCCAUGGAAAUAUGUACUAUAAUGACCCGGCUGGGAUACGGCGAGGAGAUGAGAAGAUGGCGGGUUGAGAAACACAGGGAGUUGGAUAGGCUGAAAGAUACACGAUCAAGUCAUGCCAGUCAAAUUACAGCAGGAAGCAAGGCAGAGGGACUGACCUGCUAUUUGGAAAGCGACUGGGACAUGUUGCACGUGUUUAAGGGUGUCCUCUGUGUGGAAGCUGGUAUCAACCUUCAUACCAUACCUGACGACAUAGACGUUUUUAGGAUGGAUACACGCGUAUAUCCAGGCCACUGCAUACUGUUACAAAAAAGACCAGGCAUUACACGUUUUAAACAAAUUCAUAAUUCCCUGUGUGAUAAUGGAUAUGGAGCCGUUCUACUUAGUAGUAGUUUAUUCCUAGACGAAUAUUCGGCAUUAUUUACACAAUCAGAAGUAGUGGAUCAUGAGAGAGCGGGGCCGUCGACUCCUGGAACAAUUUCAGGUAUACUUCAUGUUGACAGAGUAAUCGCACUACGUUGUCACUGUCCCAGCAUCCUCCAAAGAUGGGCUGCCAGACCCCGUCAUUGGCCUUCACCAUUCAUCGUUCAGAAAGUCGUAUCAUUAGGAGCCUACCUAACCCCAGUCGGGUUUAAGGGAAGUGAUUAUAAGCACAUGGAAUGGAGGAUGUGCUUUAACACUGGUGAGACAGAACUUGUAAACAAUCUUAAUAGCACACAAACGCAAGUUUAUGUUAUGCUUAAAAUGAUUGUUAAAGAUGUUCUUAAGCCUUGUAAGAAAGAAGUUACAUCAUACGUGAUUAAAAAUAUAGUACUUUGGCAAGCUGAGAAUAACCCGCAGCAUAACUUUUAUAAACGUAGUUUUUUAUACUGGCUUCAUGACGGACUGAGAGCCCUUAAGACUGCUAUUACCACACAACAAAUGUCAUACUACAUGGUUCCGGAAAGAAAUUUAAUGGCAGCAAGUGGUUUGCAGGAUAAGCAGCAAAGUAAAUGGGUAGCAGAUAUAACGGACAUGAUGGACGAAGGUCCAAAUGUAAUACUGAGAUUGCCGAAGAUACGACAGGCCAUCGUCGCGUCCCCAGAGCCGAUGUUGUGGUUCAGCAAGACAAGGAUGGAGCUGGAAAUGCUGUUCCUGGAGGCGCUGAACAGACAAGAGAAAUGUACAGAUGGGAACGGAGAGGUUAAUGAGUCUGAUGCUAUCCUGCAUGCGAUAUGGAGACGUUACUUAAAGCUAUUGAUGGAGGUGGUUCAACGGAUGCACAUUGGCGGCUCUGCUGUUUAUGAUAUGCUUGAUGUUGUAUCUAGAAUAUUUUCUUAAUAUUGAAUUAAGUGAAUUAUAAUGAUGCAGCUGGAUGUGUUUAUCAUAUACCUACAAUGUAGAGAUAAGAACAGGAAAGUGGUUUGACUUGGAUAUCAUCCAGCAGGAGAUGAGGAUACAUAUGAGUGACACAGUGUGAGGAGUACUUCAAUAAAAUGCCACUUAACCAGGCUGUCGACGCUGAUUGAUUUACUUUCAUUAAGAUAAUAUUGUGAUUCCAAGUGAGUUAAACUAACUACAAAUGCUAGAACGAUUCCAGCGUCCAACUUUAAAUACAAGGUGACGCAAAUUUGUGUUCUACGUGUUUAUUCAUAGAAGUGGACUGUGUGAAGGUAGCUACUUUAAUAUUUCAAUAUGUUCUUAAGACCAAGUCAGUCAAAAGUAUGUAAACUUACGGUGUGAUUAUUGUACUGACGAUUAAUAUGUAUUUUCGUCUUGGGUUGUUUGCCGAUGAGAAUUAACUUAAAAAUGCCGUCAUGUGUUUUGGGUUAAUUUAAGGCAUGACUGGUCAUACCAUAUCGAGCCUUGCAUACAUGUUUUUCAAGUUUUUUAAAAGCCGUAAAUGCAUCGGGGUAUUAAGCCAUAAGCUACAUUUGGAGUAUAAAUUAAUUGAGUCCUUCAAUAUUUGAGCUCAAAGUGUCGACUUGACUUGAUUUUGGAAUAAGUAAUUACGAUCUUAGUAUGAUUAGCGAAGUCUGGUCAGGAGCUACACUGUCCCAUAUGAAGUCCAAUAAGGUCUCUUGAUCCCAGAAGCGAACACAAUAGCGCAUGAGCAGACUGCGCGAAGGCAUAGGCUAGUAUAUAGUUGCGCUGGCCACAUUUGGCAUUAAGAACCAUUUUCGGUUGACGCGGCUCAAGUAUACGGACACCUGCUAACUUCAAAAUAAAGUGUCCAGUAUUGGAUUUUGAUAUUUGUAUUUCCAGUAUGACUUUGACAGUGAAGGUACUCAUCCUUUUUAGUACAUGUUCGUAUGUCUCAUUCAAAUUAAUAUUUGUGCAUAUAAAUAAUAACGUGUAAUUGUAAAAUCUUAGGAUUGAAGGUAGCAAUGUGUAUAUGGUGCGUGACUCUAUUCAUAGUAUAGGUUAAACGUAUUACUAUCGUACUAUUGAAACGAAAUAAUGCAUUGAAAUGAUAAACAAAAUACACUAUUAUUUGUUACAAUAUUUUGUCGCCCAUCUUUAAUUUGUUUAAUCUGGUAUGUAUUAUAUGUAAUCAGAGUAUAUCGAUUACACGUUAAUAUGUGCGGGUAAUCACCUAGUGAUUAGGAGUUCCGAUCUCUACCGUAGAAGGGUUCUCAGCAUUUUCUCGGAAUCUAUCGAGAAAUAAUAUUCAUACAUAUAUAUUAAGACCAUAUAUUAAAAAACUAACGUCGUAAGAUUAUGCAAUUAUAAUUGUAUGCAUUGGUAAACAUUUUGCUUGUCAUAUUUUGCGAUGUCAUUGUGAACAUUUAUAUGUUCUAUGAACAAUAUUCUUUAGGAUAUGUAAAUAUACAUGGCAAUAAAAUCCGAUUAACUUUACUUUUUGGAAAUACUUCAGAUUUGACGGGUGCACGAUUAAGAUGAGAAUCGACCGAAAACAUUCAAAUGCGUAAUAUGAAGAAAAUACAGUUUUAAAAAUCAAUCAUCAGAGCCUGCUUCCAAUCUAUCUAUCUAUCCAUCCAUCCAUCCAUCCACCCACCCACCCAAACAAACCCAUCCAUCCAUCCAUGCAUCCAUCCAUGCAUGCAUGCAUCCAUCCAUCAAUACAUGCAUGCAUGCAUGCAUGCAUCCAUCCAUCCAUCCAUCCAUCCAUCCAUCCAUCCAUCCAUCCAUCCAUCCAUCCAUCCAUCCAUCCAUCCAUCCAUCCAUCCAUCCAUCCAUCCAUCCAUCCAUCCAUCCAUCCAUCCAUCCAUCCAUCCAUCCAUCAUCCAUCCAUCCAUCCAUCCAUCCAUCCAUCCAUCCAUCCAUCCAUCCAUCCAUCCAUCCAUCCAUCCAUCUAUCUAUAUAUCUAUCUAUCUAUCUGUCUAUCUGUCUAUAUAUCUAUCCACCUAUUUUACUAUCUAUCAAAGUUUGAAAACAUAUAUUCGAUUUGCGUUCCUUUGGAAAGUCUGUAUUUAAUGUUUUAAUGAGUAGUGCAAAUAUUGACAUUCAUAAAAUGUAUACAUUCUUAUUUUUGAUAAUUAAAUUUUUUAAUUGUAUAAGUUUACAAUAGUUUCAUUCAUGUUUGAUAUGCAAUUGUACAUUAAACAAAUCCAUCGUGGUGACAUUUCAAAAAGCAGCAAUUCGUGUAACAAUUGUACCAAUGAAAUAAUUUAUUUAAGCUAUACCAACAAUGAAUUUGAGACGCGCCUUGAGAAAACCGGGCUUCAUGCGUGUGCUUAAAGUAUCAUCAAAAGUAAGACUGUGUAGUCUUAUAAAAGAUGACAUUGUCUGCAUAAACUGUAUUACGACUUCAAUUGCCGUAUCUGGGCGAUAUGUUACGCACAAUAAUUAAGUCCGGUUUUCUCGGAGCCUGGCUUAUUUAAAGUAUGUAUGCUGUUUACACGUUAACGCGAAUGUUGAAACGUCAAUUUCUUUCCGGCAUCCGAGUUUAUUGAAAUGCUUAUAAAGUAGCUUGAUGGUCGGAAGAUAUUGCAAUACAGUCCAUUUACCCUUUGACGUUAAGUCUGUUGGAAACAAUAAACACACUCUGAAUAGUUGAAUUGCCUAAUUUUUAGAACACCAACCGGAGAGCACAGGGAACACAAAGCAAAUUAGGCAUUAAAGCUAUUGAUGUUGAUUGAUGUUUAUGUUGAUGUUUAUUGAGAAUCUCGAGCAUUUUUGAAAAAAAAUAAGAAGAAAACAUUAUAACUUUUUCGUCGCGAAAUUUAAUAUUAGGCGUUGCCUCUUUCUCGAAUAUAGUUUUUCUUAAUUCGCAUUUUUAGUUAGAUCUGCGAACAUGUAUGUGCCCUUUUGAUGUAUUUUUGCCCAUAAACUAGUUGAAAUAUGUAAAUUGCUGCUGUUCCUGAUUUUGUAUGUGAAUGUAUAAUGAGUGUUUUUGUGAGUUCUUGUUUAUGCCUCAUUAGUUGUGUUUGUCGAGUCAAUGUUUGUUACAAAUAACGCAUUAUGUACUGAUUAGUAUGAGAACUCCUCUUAAAUUAAACGUAUUUCAUGUUUGUUAUCUAUCUAUGUAUGCUGCCGACUAUGUGCCUUGGCUGUAUACUCAGUAUUUUGCGUGAGUUCUUGUUUUACUCUCUUUAGGUUUUGUUAUGUAGAGUACUUCAACGAUAACAUUAAUGCAAUAUGUAUUGAUGAGUAUGAGUACUCCUCUAAAACAUUAUUAUUACGGACAAUAUGUAUUUCUUGCUGUAAAAUAUUUAUUGACACUACUUAUGUAAUUAUUAUAAUUUCAUGUGCUUGAAUUAAUUAUGAACAUAUGUUUAUUACUGUAAAUAUUAUAUUGUUUGUACUUAAAUGUGUCCACAUGGACCAUUGGCCUUCUGGAAAUGAUGUAAAUAAAAUCUUUAUUCGGAACAAAAAAAUUCACUUAGCUUGAAGGCACUUUCUUUGCGGAAGAAGGUGUCUUCAUUGUGUAAUUUCGUUGAUGUACGUAGAUUCUUUCUCUAAGUUGUAUUGCGUAAUCAUGUUUCAGAUCGUCUAUUUACACUUAAACUACAUACAUUCUAGCUUGUAUUGUAUGUUUAUGUGUGUGUAAUAUAUUCAUAUAGGCAUCUAAACGAAUACAUCUCGAACUCUGAUGUCACGAGGUUACACAAAUGUCUUGAGACGUUCAUUUGUUCAGAAGUGUCUCACUAAGACGUCUGUUUAUCGCAAUUGUUGCCGUUUCAUGUAUAUCAUGGUAUAGAAAUAAAUCAUAGUAGACAUU